CUCCGCACGCCACCACCCACCCACCGCCUCGUCCUUCCCACAGCUCGCCGCCGACGACCUCUCCUCUCCCAUCUGCUUCCCUCCCAUAGCACGCGGAACGCGCCGCCGUCUCCUCCCUGAUCCAACGCGCCACCGUCUCCUCCCCGAUCAAGAUCGAACACAUCACCGUCUCCUCCCCGAUCCAACGCGUCGCCGUCUCCUCCCUAAUCUAGAUCCAACACGCCGCCGCCUCCUCCCCAAUCCCCUGAUCGAUACGCCGGCUCUCUCACCUUGCUGGCAGGUCCCUCCGCCACCCCUCCUCCCCCUGUCCUGACCCCCUGCGCCACAUGUCAGAGCUCGGAUCGCGCGCUGCUGUUCGCCGGCGGGCUGAGGCGGGCGUCCGGGCGUGUGCCAUGGACGUGGACAACAUUGAGUGCCUCUUGCUGCCCGACGCCGACAUGGAUGCGGACGAUGUCGACCUCGCCCUCCACCCGCACGGCGGGAUCUUCGCCGCCGCCGCCGCCUCCCACCCGGCCGCCUACCCCAAGGCCGCCAUCGGCGCAGUUGGCAUCGUCGCGCCGCGGAGUAGCGUGCACGAGCUGCUCGAGUGCCCCGUCUGCACCAACUCCAUGUACCCGCUGAUCCACCAGCCCUUAUGGAGGAUAUAAGGUGGAGUACAGGUCAAGUGAUCAGCCCUUGUGGAGCUAGAUGGACGAAGCAGCUGAUUUGUUAGCGCAUCAUCAAAUGCUGUCUUUGUAUUUCUUCUUGCUCCAUGAAUUACCCAUCAAUAUGGUGCAUAGAUAGAAUUUUCUCAUAGAUCCUGGUUUCAUGCUUGCACCUUUGGUCCGCAUGGUUUUUGUGGGGAUAUGGUACCGGACUAGAGCGUAGAGGCUGAUGAUUUCUUGAUGCAUACAGAUUGUGGAUGCCAUGUCUGAAACUGUUCAAUUUUGGAUGACUCAAACCGGCUCUAGCUAGCAAUCUCUCUCUCCUUCUCGGUGUAUGUGCGCGCCUGUGCAUCCAUUGCAUGUAAAAUCACGUUUUCAAACUCUUCUACUGUCUGAUAGACUGACCUUGAAUCCACCAACACAUUGUCUCAGUUUUCCAUGCUCUAUCUAGUACUAGUUCCUAACUUCCUAUACAUAUAGGAGUAUUCUGCUUGCUUUGGUUGGUAAACCAAAAUACCAUGGCUGGGUGACGUCCGUCUGUCCUGGGUUACGUUAGCAUACUAGUACAACACAGCUAGUCAUAACAAGGUUAGUUCAUCGUAUACUGCGCUUGAUAUAAAUGCUUAGCUUCUAACAACAAGUAACUUGGGAAUAAAUUCUUCCAUCAGUUUAAUAUGAUUUCUGUUGAUAGAUUUGUCUAGUACUGUUGACAUUGUGAUCAACAUAGUAUACUGUUGGGUUCUUACCCAUAACAUGAGGAUAUCUGUUUUUCAAAUGUGGAAGCCAUCAUAACAUCAUCUGGUCAUAGUUACACGCAUUGUUUAAAAUUUUCUUCUUUGAAUUUCACAUUGCAGUUCUUUGUUGUAAGAUAAUGCACAUGUAUCAAUACCAAAUAUGGAAAGCUUUAGUAAAAGAUGUAAACGUGCUCAUCAUAUGCUAUCUGAUUCCGAGUCGAUUUAGAUUAAUUAUGAUUUUGUUAUUCUGCUUUAUGAUUUACUCAAUCACUAUUGUUUCAUGAUGAUUAUGUAGUAAUGCUCCUCUUCUUCCUCGACCACCCGAACCACCAGGCCGGCGGGGCUCCUGAAGCAUCAACUUCAAUAAUGGUGUUGUGUGUUCUGGAAGAUGGAAGAGGAAGAAAACCUAUUUUUGUUGAACUAAAUUUUCUGUAUUCUGUUUUGUUGUACGUAUCAUUUGAUAGUUUUGUAUAGGAACAAGUGAUACUAUUUUGUAGGGCUUUAUGGCCUGUGAUGUAAACAUAUUUAGUGCUGAAAUAUGAAAUUUGCAAAAUUUGUCGAAAAGGUGGAUCAUAUGUAUGAAUAUGUGAAUGGGCUGAAAAGUGUACUGGACCAACUCCA
This is a messenger RNA of Triticum dicoccoides, 1999 nucleotides long. Its product is annotated as E3 ubiquitin-protein ligase SINAT3-like. The transcript is spliced from 3 exons. NCBI's taxonomy places the organism in Eukaryota, Viridiplantae, Streptophyta, Magnoliopsida, Poales, Poaceae. The coding region runs from base 327 to 647 and encodes 106 amino acids. The record is from RefSeq and is a predicted model, not a curated record.